UCCUACUCCGACCUUCUCCAAGUGCAAGUGAAAGAAAUUUCCCGAAGAUACACUCCCCGAUGCAGUCUAAGUUUCAGAGAACUGACUGUCUCUUGAAGCAGAGGGGGAGGAAAAGAAAACAGGAUGCGAAUGCGUGAACAGUGGCUAUUUCUCAACACAUGUACACACCCUGCUAAAAGGAAGGUGGAAAAUGCUUUCGGUUUCAUACCACCGAGGCUGACAGCAAAAAGCCAUGGCCGACAAGGAUCUGAAGGGCAAGAGGAAGCAGUUCAUCAACUCAGUCGGCAUGGGGACGGUCAACGGCUUGCUGGAUGAACUCUUUGAGAAAAACGUGCUGAACCAGGAGGAGAUGGAGAGAGUAAAAUGUGAAAACGCUACCGUUAUGGAUAAGGCCCGAGCUCUGAUCGACAGCGUCCUGCGAAAAGGGCCACGGGCGUGCCAGAUCUUUAUCUGUCACAUCUGUGAGGAAGACACCCACCUUGCAGAGACGCUGGGGCUCUCCUCAAGCCCACAAUCUGGAAAUUCUCAGAACACCACGGACUCUGAAGUAGCGUUUCCUCCUCUUCCAGAGGACAAACACGACAAAAACCCAUUUAAGAUUUUGGAAUCUGUGGGCAAAGAGCUCCUUACUGGCGUUUUGCAAGACUUGGUGGAGAAAGAUGUCCUGAAAUUGGAGGAAGCAGAAAAGAAAAAAUUUCAUGAUGCCAAACCUGGAGACAAGCCCCGGGUCUUUCUGAACUCAGUGCGUCAGAAACCCAAGGAGGCAGGUCAAGCCAUUGUCCAAACUUUCCUUAAUACGGACAAGCAUUCUACCAGUUUAGAAGCUAGCGUGAAUAACAUGCCUGGGCCGGCUGAGCCAGAAGAAUCUGUAGAUGCUCUCAAGCUUUGUCCCCGUGAAAACUUCGUGAAACUGUGUAAACAGAGGGCUGAAGAGAUCUACCCAAUAAAGGAGAGAAAGGAUCGUACUCGUCUGGCUCUCAUCAUAUGCAAUACGACGUUCGAUCAUCUUUCUCUCAGGAAGGGGGCUGACCUUGACGUUGCAGGGAUGAGGAGGCUGCUUACAGACCUUGGCUACAGUGUGCACAUAAAAGAGGAACUCACUGCUAAGGACAUGGAAUCAGAGCUGAGGGCAUUUGCUGCCCGUCCAGAGCACAAGUCCUCGGACAGCACAUUCCUGGUGUUCAUGUCUCAUGGCAUCCUGAGUGGAAUCUGUGGGACGAAGUACAGCGCUGAAGGAGACCCAGAUGUAUUGGCUUAUGACACCAUCUUCCAGAUUUUCAACAACCGCAACUGCCUUAGUCUAAAGGACAAGCCCAAGGUCAUCAUCGUCCAGGCCUGCAGAGGUGAAAAUUUGGGGGAACUGUUGAUCAGUGACUCUCCAGCGGCCCCAAUGGACAGCACUUCACAGAUGGGUAGCCGCCUUUCACAGGUGGGUGACAACCUAGAGGACGACGCCAUUUACAAGGUCCACGUGGAGAAGGACUUCAUCGCUUUCUGCUCCUCGACCCCACAUCAUGUGUCUUGGAGAGACGUGAACAAGGGAUCUCUCUUCAUUACACAACUCAUCACGUGCUUCCAAAAGUAUUCAUGGUGCUUUCAUCUGGAGGAAGUAUUUCGGAAGGUACAACAGUCAUUUGAAAAACCAAAUGUUAGAGCCCAGAUGCCCACCAUUGAACGACUAUCCAUGACAAGAUACUUCUAUCUCUUCCCUGGCAAUUGAAAAUAGCAAUCAUGGGCAGUCCAGCCCUUCUUGACCAACUUGGAAAAGUACCUUAGCUAGCACAACACACUCAUUUAAGGUUUGGUAUCUCAAUAAAAAUGAAAACAACUAAACUGUGCCCUGUAAUCCUCCAAAAGAGAAUAUAAUUUCAAUUAAAAUGGUGGCUGGUUGGAAAUGAAGUGUAAGAAGCAAGCUGGAUUUUCCAGCUUAAUGACACUUAUCAUGUCUGCAUGUCACUGGGUGAAGACAGCUGGCCAUGACUUUGGUCCUCAGUACAAGGUGAAAGGAGACAGUGCCCAUCUGGAGACCAACACUGUAAAUUAGCUCCCCAUUUGUACACUCUCAAACCCUGGAUCUAUAUGAUGAUGUAGAACAAAUUUUCUAAUUCAUUACUUAAUCAACAUGAUCUGUUGGGCUCAUUUUUUUUCCUCAGUAAACUAUUAUGAUUUCAGCAAAUUAA
Prionailurus viverrinus (fishing cat) is the source of this 2180-nucleotide messenger RNA. RefSeq names its product caspase-1. Bases 233 to 1720 code for a protein of 495 amino acids. Gene Ontology annotation, biological process: regulation of apoptotic process; proteolysis. The transcript has 11 exons. Gene Ontology annotation, molecular function: caspase binding; cysteine-type endopeptidase activity. The record is from RefSeq and is a predicted model, not a curated record. Gene Ontology annotation, cellular component: protein-containing complex. NCBI's taxonomy places the organism in Eukaryota, Metazoa, Chordata, Mammalia, Carnivora, Felidae.